AUGGGGAAGUCACACAAGGAGAAAAAGAAGAAGGAAAGUGUUGAAGAGUCGAAAACUCAGCAGGAGGGGUUUGUUGUUCAGUCUGAAGACACAACUCCGAAAUUAGAUACAUCAAAUUGGCCACUCCUGCUUAAGAAUGUGCAUCUAAUGAAUGUCCGAGAUUGUCAUUUUGAGCCUAGUGAACGUGGCUAUUCGCCUUUGAAUCGGCCACUUGAUGAACACAUAAAACAUGGUGUUAUAAACUUGGAUAAACCAUCUAAUCCAUCUUCACACGAAGUUGUUGCGUGGGUGAAGCGUGCCUUGAAAGUGGAAAAGACAGGCCACAGUGGCACUCUGGAUCCCAAAGUCACUGGUUGUCUCAUUGUUUGUAUCGACAGGUCCACUCGUUUGGUUAAAUCGCAGCAGAAUGCAGGCAAAGUUUAUAUCGCGAUAUUUCGCCUUCAUGAAUGUGUGCCGAGUAUUAAGCGUGUUCAGCAAGUUUGUGAAAUACUAAAAGGUGCUCUUUUUCAACGUCCACCGGCCGUCUCUGCUGUCAAGAGACAGCUACGCAUUCGGACAAUAUUCCGCAGCGAUUUGCUGGAAUACGAUCCAUCGAAGCGUCUGGGAGUCAUCCGACUUGAUUGCGAAGCUGGCACCUAUGUUCGGACAUACUGUGUUCAUAUUGGUCUCAUGCUUGGUUGUGGUGGCGUCAUGGAGGAACUGCGCCGAAUUCGUUCGGGGAUCCUCACUGAAGAAGACAAUAUGGUUACAAUGCAUGACGUUCUUGACGCUAAAUGGGUCCACGAAAACUACAAUAGUGAAGACUAUUUGCGUCGUGUUAUCAUGCCCUUGGAAAAGUUACUUAUCGGUCACAAGCGUAUCAUGGUGAAGGAUUCAACCGUCAGUGCCCUCUGUUACGGUGCGAAACUUAUGCUCCCUGGCAUUCUCCGUUAUGACAAUAACAUUAAUAAGGAUGACGAGAUAGUUCUCAUUUCUACCAAAGGUGAAGCCAUUGCUCUUGCUAUUUCUAACGUGGUCACUGCCGCGAUAGCGACGUGUGAUCAUGGUCCUGUUGCCAAACUUAAGCGCGUGAUUAUGGAUCGGGAUCUUUAUCCUCGUCAAUGGGGACUUGGUCCUGUUGCCGCUCGACGCAAACUAGAGCGCGCCAUGCAAAACCAAAAGGGUGAUAAAAAUGAAGUUGAGGAGAAGGAAGAUGCAAUAAAAAAGAAACUGAAUGUUGAUGAGGAGGACAGGGGUGUCUCAAACGACCACGUCAAGCCUCGACAUCAUCAUCGUCAUCAUCGGAUUCGAGUGAUUGAAAACAAUCCGGCACGCAUCUGCUUUGGUCUACUGUACAUAUGCCCAUCCCGUCGACACGCAUUUUUCCAAUUAAAUUUGGUAUAA
Messenger RNA from Echinococcus granulosus, 1383 nucleotides. RefSeq names its product H/ACA ribonucleoprotein complex subunit 4. The coding region runs from base 1 to 1383 and encodes 460 amino acids. The record is from RefSeq and is a predicted model, not a curated record. Gene Ontology annotation, molecular function: RNA binding; pseudouridine synthase activity. Gene Ontology annotation, biological process: mRNA pseudouridine synthesis; box H/ACA sno(s)RNA 3'-end processing; rRNA pseudouridine synthesis. Lineage: Eukaryota; Metazoa; Platyhelminthes; Cestoda; Cyclophyllidea; Taeniidae. The transcript has 8 exons. Gene Ontology annotation, cellular component: box H/ACA snoRNP complex.